Messenger RNA from Pelobates cultripes (western spadefoot toad), 1188 nucleotides. The record is from the annotation of a GenBank genome assembly. Lineage: Eukaryota; Metazoa; Chordata; Amphibia; Anura; Pelobatidae.
AUGCAAUCCGCAUCCAUCAGCUUCCACAAAGAUGCAUCUCGCCUUCAAAAACACCAAAAGACUCACGACAGAGCCAAUAUCCUACCAGAUGGAAGGCUCGAAGAAGAAGAAAAAAAAAAAAAAUUCCAUGCCGUCAGUGGCCACGAUGUUCCAUGCCAUGGACACUAAGCGACGGCGGGAUUCCCGCUCAAACACGCCACGCACGCAGCCUAAAAGAAAACCCCUACCCACAUCGCUAGAGCAUACACAGCCGGACACUUGAACCGCAGCGCAGAUAGCACAUGGGAAUCUCUCAGACUAUCCAACCUGAGUACCGGUCUCCAAACCACUUACCCGGUGCAAGGUCACUGACAAACUGGUAGUAUACAAUAAGAUUUGCUAAACUGCAGUUAAUUCUUGUUAAACUUAUGUUAGAAAAUUUACAAUUAUAUGUUACACCUGAAGUUAAGAGGGAUCUAAAUCCUAAAAACUUAUGGGGACUAGGCCCUGAUAAAGUUAAACUGUGCAACAUGCGCAUGGGAGACCAAUUACAUACACCUCCUAACUACCAUACGGGCAAAAGCCAGACAAGCAUUCUCCCAACUCCAUAAUAAGUUAAAACCGAUUGAAAAGGUUGUCACACAAAAAGACCGUACAAGCCCACCACCUAUAGGAGUACAGGCCCUAGACCCAGAAAAGGGCCGUAAAAGGCGACAAACCACAUCCCAUAUAGCUGAGGGCUGGUUAACAGGACUCUCCCACACCACUGUAGGUGUGUAUGGGCACGAACAAAACUCACCUAUGGAGACGAUAAACCAUACCACAAAGAAAUGCGCAGGCAGGCUACAGGAAUACCUGCCACACCACCAGGCUACACACGCUAAAAUCACACGAAACAAUAGAAGGUCACAGACCCAAAAGCUGAAUUCUCCACAGCACAGGACAAUACACCCAUUCUCACAAGAGCUUAGGACAAACGCUUACCUAACCCUUCCUACCUACAAACACCAGAAGAGGUACAACUCUUCUACCUCCAGAUGCCCUCAAACAAAGAACCGAAAGCAAAAAGAUACACGAAAUAACUACACCAGAAGGAAUUACCACAGAGGACCCGGAAAAAAAAAUCUCCAGUCUUUCAAAAAUACUUCGCGGCUCUAUACGAUCACACCCCAAAAACAUGGCAACACCCAAAAUCAGCCAAAACACUAA